Aegilops tauschii subsp. strangulata is the source of this 1852-nucleotide messenger RNA. Its product is annotated as ribulose bisphosphate carboxylase/oxygenase activase A, chloroplastic. Gene Ontology annotation, cellular component: thylakoid; chloroplast stroma. The record is from RefSeq and is a predicted model, not a curated record. Lineage: Eukaryota; Viridiplantae; Streptophyta; Magnoliopsida; Poales; Poaceae. Gene Ontology annotation, molecular function: ATP hydrolysis activity; ATP binding; ribulose-1,5-bisphosphate carboxylase/oxygenase activator activity.
CAACCGGCCGGCCAAGACGCUUAGAACCCAAUCUCCAGCGUGUGGCCUGUGGGGGAUCGGGAAGCUGAUCCACAAGCAGGGGUGUGUGUAUGCCGCCUCCUCCUCUAAGCUCCCCACCGCAGCAAUAUGCCAAUCCACGUGUAUUUAAGGCAUCUCAUAGCUCGGCCUCUAUACUUUGAGCAGCAGCAGUCAUUCAUCACUGAUCACCAGCACAGCCGCGCAUCCACCGUUGCUAGCAAGGUCGAGCAAGCAGCACAGAGAUGGCUGCUGCCUUCUCCUCCACCGUCGGUGCCCCGGCUUCUACGCCGACCAACUUCCUCGGGAAGAAGCUCAAGAAGCAGGUGACCUCGGCCGUGAACUACCAUGGCAAGAGCUCCAAGGCCAACAGGUUCACGGUCAUGGCAGCGGAAAACAUCGACGAGAAGAGGAACACCGACAAGUGGAAGGGUCUUGCGUACGAUAUCUCCGACGACCAGCAGGACAUCACCAGAGGGAAGGGCAUCGUGGACUCCCUCUUCCAGGCGCCCACUGGCGACGGCACCCACGAGGCCGUCCUCAGCUCAUACGAGUACGUCAGCCAGGGACUCAAGAAGUACGACUUCGACAACACCAUGGGAGGCUUCUACAUCGCUCCUGCUUUCAUGGACAAGCUUGUUGUCCAUCUCUCCAAGAACUUCAUGACCCUGCCCAACAUCAAGAUCCCACUCAUCUUGGGUAUCUGGGGAGGCAAGGGUCAAGGAAAAUCCUUCCAGUGUGAGCUUGUCUUCGCCAAGAUGGGCAUCAACCCAAUCAUGAUGAGUGCCGGAGAGCUGGAGAGUGGCAACGCCGGAGAGCCAGCCAAGCUCAUCAGGCAGCGGUACCGUGAGGCUGCAGACAUGAUCAAGAAGGGUAAGAUGUGCUGCCUCUUCAUCAACGAUCUUGACGCCGGUGCGGGUAGGAUGGGCGGGACCACACAGUACACCGUCAACAACCAGAUGGUGAACGCCACCCUCAUGAACAUCGCCGAUGCCCCCACCAAUGUGCAGCUCCCAGGCAUGUACAACAAGGAGGAGAACCCACGUGUGCCCAUCGUCGUCACUGGUAACGAUUUCUCGACGUUGUACGCCCCUCUGAUCCGUGAUGGUCGUAUGGAGAAGUUCUACUGGGCUCCCACCCGCGACGACCGUAUCGGUGUCUGCAAGGGUAUCUUCCAGACCGACAAUGUCAGCGACGAGUCCGUCGUCAAGAUCGUCGACACCUUCCCAGGACAAUCCAUCGACUUUUUCGGUGCUCUGCGUGCUCGGGUGUACGACGACGAGGUGCGCAAGUGGGUGACCUCUACCGGUAUCGAGAACAUUGGCAAGAAGCUGGUGAACUCGCGGGACGGACCAGUGACCUUUGAGCAGCCAAAGAUGACAGUGGAGAAGCUGCUAGAGUACGGGCACAUGCUCGUCCAGGAGCAGGACAAUGUCAAGCGUGUGCAGCUUGCUGACACCUACAUGAGCCAGGCAGCUCUGGGUGAUGCUAACCAGGAUGCGAUGAAGACUGGUACCUUCUACGGUUAGAACAUUCUCCAUACACACCCACCAUCUCUUGCUGCAUAGGAGGAGGUAAAGGGGCACAGCAAGGUACUUUGCCUGUACCGGCAGGAUGCACCGACCAGACUGCCAAGAACUUCGACCCAACGGCGAGGAGUGACGACGGCAGCUGCCUUUACACCUUUUAAGCAUGCCAAUUUAAUAUCUGAUGUUUUAUCCUUUGUACCUAAGUACCGCAUCGCAUCCAAGCGAUUGCUGGGCAUGUUUUGUUAAUAUAUAAAGAUAUUGAGUAUACCUAUUUGGUAAAGACAAAUAGGACUACUUAUCAUUUGUCA